UAUAGAUGACUAACGAAGAUCCCACCUGUGUCGUGAAAAUGCUACAAGACUUAAGAUCCGGAACUGAAGCUUAUAGACGAAGCAGCGGAAUUCCGUUACGCCUCUCUGGAGAUCCUCCACUAAAGAAAAGUUUCAGGGAUGAAGAGUCUAGAGCAUCACCGAAGCGUCCUAGACUAGACGAAUCUGCAAAUUCGACUACAUCGGAAUUGGUACCCAAAAGUCCAUGGGAAUGGAGGCGAUUCAAAGGAGAGAUAUUUUAUCUCCCAAGCUAUUUCAAACCAAUCACGGCCUCGAGAGUCAACAAAUGUGUCAUUACGAAAUCUUUAAAUUUUAUUCGCAAUACUUUCCUACGAUUAAAAUUAUUACAUAAAUGUUGUGAAAAUCAGAUUGAACAUGAUUUCUUAUAA
Messenger RNA from Belonocnema kinseyi, 407 nucleotides. RefSeq lists its product as uncharacterized. NCBI's taxonomy places the organism in Eukaryota, Metazoa, Arthropoda, Insecta, Hymenoptera, Cynipidae. The record is from RefSeq and is a predicted model, not a curated record. The transcript is spliced from 2 exons. Bases 6 to 407 code for a protein of 133 amino acids.